This is a messenger RNA of Eublepharis macularius, 1703 nucleotides long. It is a transcript of the gene BHLHA15, whose product is annotated as basic helix-loop-helix family member a15. Bases 531 to 1127 code for a protein of 198 amino acids. Gene Ontology annotation, molecular function: protein dimerization activity. NCBI's taxonomy places the organism in Eukaryota, Metazoa, Chordata, Lepidosauria, Squamata, Eublepharidae. The transcript has 3 exons. The record is from RefSeq and is a predicted model, not a curated record.
GCAGGGGCAGUGCCAGGAUCUGUCUUUUGUAUAACCCGUGCCAAGCACCAGCCACAUGGCAAAGCACAGUCCCCUGUGUCAUAAUCUCGCUACUGCCACACACACACACACACCCCCUUGGCUUAUUUGCAAAAGACUUGUCCAAGCCAAACUCCACCUCUCUCAUUUGCUGCCUGUGCAUUAAAGUGACGUGUCCUAGCCCUGGUAUAGCAGUCCACCAGAGAACAGGGAAGUCAAAAAAACUUGCUGUCUUGAAUGCCAGUCGCUCACUCAUCAGGCUUUUUCGUUCUGCUGCCUAUGCCAGCUUAGACCAGUUAGAGAUGCUGCUGGCAGUGGUUUCAUCGCCAGGAAGAGGACCUCAAGGUUGUUUCCUCUCAGCAUUACCACUUUGUGAUUCUAGCCAAGUGACUUGUGUUGAGGCUGGAAUUCUGGCUCAGUCAACAACCUGUUUAUGGUCUGCUCUUUAAAAAAAAGACAUCUGGAGCCCAGAGCUAGUUUUAAUAAGAAAUAAAAGUGGUUUUACACCAACAAUGAAGACCAAAAGCAAAGGAGCAAAACGUAAGCAUGCAGUCCAUGAGGAUGCAGCGCUCCAAGAACCAGCUCAGAAGAGAAAUGAGCCUCUGAAAUGUUCACGGCGCCAGGAGAAGAGGAACAAAGAGAGCAGCAAGCCUGCUGCUCGGCCUACGAAACUUCCUUGGAGCACCAAAGACAGGCGUUUGCGGCGCCUUGAGAGCAACGAACGCGAGCGCCAGCGUAUGCACAAGCUCAACAAUGCUUUCCAGGCCUUAAGGGAAGUCAUCCCGCACGUCCGGGCGGAGAACAAACUGUCCAAAAUCGAGACACUCACCUUGGCCAAAAACUACAUCAAAUCUCUCACCUCGACAAUUCUUCGGAUGUCAAACGGACAUCUCCCUUCCGCCAUAGAUGGGUCUACUUCUGGCAGCAGAUCCAAACUCUAUGAACAUUAUCAGCAGCAAUGUGGGGAAGAGGAGUCUACAGAGCAGCUUCAGAAGUACUCGACCCAGAUCCACAGUUUCCGACAAGUUUUUCGUUUCCUCUACCUGAGGCACUGCCAGCCAACGCAAGACAAUGCUGAGCUUAGGACUAAAGAUCUGACCCGGCUUUAAGGCAGCCCCCGUGUGAACACACGAAGUUGCCUCCUGCUGAAUCAGAGCAUUGGACUGUCGCGGUCAGUCUUGUCUGCUCUGACUGGCACUGCCUCUCCAGGGUCUCACUCAGCAAUCUUUCACGCAACUCAUGGCUUGAUUCUUUUAAACUGGACAUGCCUGGAAUGGAACCCGGGGCCUCCUGCAUGCAAAGCAGAUGCUCUGCCUACUGAGCCACGGAGCUGCCAUUCAAGACGUUCAUACCGGCCUGUUCAUCAGAUCCCUGGCUGAAUUUGUGAUGCGCGAAAGGACUUUUGAAAUAUUUAUCACUGUGUAGCAUCUGGCUUAACAGAGGCUUGGAGGUGCUGGUGGGUGUUUUGUUAAAAGCUGUAAAUAAUAAAAAUAAGUGAUAUUUUUUUCCUUGCAGGGCCUGUGAUCAGAAAAUAAAAAGAAUUUUUGGGGGAGUGGGUGGGAUAUAUUACUAAUCUCUUUUGUUUUGAUCCAAGUACAGUUGAUUAAAUUAAUGCCAGGCUACUAGAGAAUUCUUGAAGAAUCAACUUGUAUAUUGUGAAAUAAUAAAAGCAUGGAAGGGGCUGU